AUGCAAUACGCUGACGUCUACGUUGAUGACUUCAUCUCUUUGGUCCAAGGUACCAAAAACGACCGUCGUCAAGCCAUGCGCACUCUUCUUCACAUGCUCGACAGUGUUUUUCGACCUUGGGACUCCAACAGAGACACCCCCUUUCGUCAAGAGCCGGCUUCCGUCAAAAAGCUCAAGAAGGGCGACGCCAGCUGGUCUACCAAGAAAGUGGUACUCGGAUGGCUCCUGGAUUCCGUUGACAAAACCAUCAGCCUUCCGCCACAUCGAAUUGAACGGCUCCAAACCAUCCUGGCCAGCAUUGGCCCCACAAAGAAGCGGAUCAGUGCCAAGAACUGGCAUCGUUUGCUGGGUGAAUUGCGAUCCAUGGUGAUUGGAAUACCAGGUGCACGCGGCCUGUUUAGCCCACUUCAAGAAGCCUUUCGGACCAAAACCCCGGACCAUCGUCUUCUCCUGAAUGCCAUGGUUCACCAAUUCCUGGACGAUUUCCGUCAGCUGUCCAAAACCCUUUUCGACCGUCCCACCAGGAUAGCCGAACUCAUUCCUCAAGAUCCGAGUGUUAUUGGAACUACAGACGCUUCAGGGCAGGGGAUGGGCGGUGUUGCUUUCCUCAAUACCCCCUCUGGUCUGCGACCCAUACUCUGGCGGCAUCGCUACCCCAAGCAUGUCCAAUCCAGGUUAAUAACAUUCGAUAAUCCACGGGGUUUGUUGAGCAUUGGCGACUUGGAACUGUCCGCCAUGGUGUGCCAGCACGAUGUCAUCACUACUGCUGCCGAUGCUUGGGAGCACACCAUCCACAGCUUCCACGACAACACAGCUGCCCAAUUUUGGCAAGGGAUCCACCACUACGACAGGACCGGCUGCCGCCCUGCUUCGCCUCCAGUCACACCAUCAACGGGUGUUCCGCUAUAUGAAUUGCUGGGAGCUGCACCACGUUCGGCCGCCGAUUCUUUCUGCCGUGAUCUCGAUAUUAGCCAGCAAACAGUACAAAAGGGUAUCGUUCGAGGAACUCAAGAUUGUGCUGACGCGCACUGGGAGCUUUGGACCAAGUUCUGUGAAGAACUUGGACUCGACCCCCUCCUCCGCGUCCCUGAUCCCGUUCAAUUUCUCCAAGUCUUUGCCACAUGCUACUGCCGUCGACCAGGAAAGUACCCCGGUGAAUGCGUCCAAUCUGGAACGAUUUCAAACGCCAUAUGCUUGGUGGGCCAGACGAUGGCCAGCAUGGGGGCCAGGGAUGCUCGGAAAGACAGCACGGGUUCCAUUGACUUCCGCCUGACUCGGAUGUUCAGACGCACCACAAACGAUGACACACCUUUCCGGUUCCUUGAUGUUCAGCUCAAAGUUGGCGUCCGCCACCUCGACCUUCUCACUACCACACCUGCUGAAUUAUGGGCUGCCACCAGUGUUGCCCUUACAUUCACCACGCAAAAGAAUGGUGUCCGUGGCGAAGUCAUCUGUCACGGUCGGAGCGGACAUGAUGUCCUCUGCCCCGUCCGCUCCAUGAUCCGCCGUAUCCUCCAUCUCCGACAACAUACUGCAAACAUGCACACCAUCAUUGCAACCUAUUUCCAAAACGGCCGCCAUUACUCCGUAAAAUCGGCCGACAUCACCACUACAUUACGCCAAGUUACAGCCGCCUGCGGCGCCGACAUCGGUUUCCUUCCUUCCGACGUCAGCGCCCGCUCCGCCCUUCGUGCCAUGGCCCUUUUCUGCUCCAACGUCGAUCGCGACACCAUGAAUACGCUAUUCAUCCUGGCCAGAAUCUUGUCCCAAUGUACUGAUUCCAUCAAUUCCCGCCGCCACCCCGACACCACCAACAUGGGCAAACGUCAACGUUGA
This is a messenger RNA of Cylindrotheca closterium, 1836 nucleotides long. NCBI's taxonomy places the organism in Eukaryota, Bacillariophyta, Bacillariophyceae, Bacillariales, Bacillariaceae. The record is from the annotation of a GenBank genome assembly.